GUCAGAGGGAGAGCAUCACUUGCAGGGGUCUAGUGUGAAACUGGAAAUGGCGGAGGCGACGAGCUUGAGCUCCGGCACGUAGCUCACGCGUUGCUCCUGCCACCGCGCCGCACUCGCCGGCGAAUCUCCCGCCGCGCCGCCGCCGCCGCUGGAGACCACCAGCUCUCCCGCGCGGCGGCUCCGCGGCUCCGGCCUUCUCCCCUCCUCUUUCCCGCUAGGGUUUUCUCCGAUCCCCAAUCACAGUUAAUUCAGAAAUGGCGUCAUCACAGCAUGUUGAGAUGGAGGCUGCGAAACUUCUUCAUAAACUUAUUCAGGAGUCGAAGGAUGAGCCUGCUAAACUAGCAACGAAACUUUAUGUGAUAUGUCAACAUAUGAAGCUCAGUGGAAAGGAGCAGUCACUACCAUAUCAAGUCAUAUCGAGGGCUAUGGAGACAGUUGUAAACCAACAUGGAAUUGAUAUGGAUGCAUUGCGAUCAUCGCGAAUUCCAUUUGCUGGUGGUCCGCAGGCUGGGGAUUCUAGUGGUGCCAUGCCAAAGGACAAGGAGGUGAUAGGUAAUCAGUCUCCCAUGGUUGGAAGUGAUGCAUCCCAGAAUAGUGGGCAAGCUGGAUUAUGGCAGUUUCCAUCAGGUAAGCAGCUUGAAAAGGAAAAUUGAUAGUUUUGGAGAUAUGAGUUUAACUUCCUGAUGCCUUUUGUGUUGUCAGUUUCAACAGAUAUGACAAGGCAUGGGGCAUCUGUUUCGGCCAGGGUACCCACAGGGCCAAAUAGGGGUGAUUUUUCGGCAGCUGAUAUUCAUCAAGGCUCUAUGUCACAAAAGAGUGGUAGGUCCUCUGGCAUUGAAAGCCCUGCAAGUCUGCAGAUGGAGGACACCAGAUCUAUGAAUUCACAUGAUUCUUUGAAAUCUGAUGAGAAAACAAGUAAGAAAACCUCUUCUAAGAGAAAAAGGAUGGAUUCAAAAGGAGCUGGAGAUCUGCAUUCUGAAGACAACUCAAAGUCAGAUGCUAUCUCCACUGGACAAAAUACCAGAAAGGGGAAACAAGUUGGCAAAACUGGUAGACAAGGUCAGCCUUCCAUGGGGAUGGAGCAUGAGCAACCACGUUCACUGCAAGGUGGUACUGCUCAGGUGCCACCGUUACAUGGUGGUGCACCUUUUAUCAGGGCCCACCAGGAAGGCGCUUUGACUUCUUCUGGGAGGACCAUUGACAAGACUAAACCAUCAAAUCCAUUCACAGUGGCUCAAAUUCCAAAUUUUCCUGAAGGACUGGCUUCUAGUGGUGUCCCUAUUGAGUUGCAGAAAAGUAUACAGGGUGGAGCAAAUUUGUUUAAUGCUGGUUUUGGCUGGAACCAAAAUCCACAAGUUUCAAUUAUGAAGAAUGCUCAAGGGUCUAUUCCCAAUUUAAUGAGUUCUGGAGUUAAUGUCGAAGGGAAAGUUAAUGUAGUGGCACAGGGAGCUUUUAACUCUACUUCUGCACCACAAAUGGGAAUUCCCACCGUUCCUCCUUACAAUUCUUCAUCCUUUGGAGGUAGCUCACAUUUUCUGGACAAAGGCAAGGAAUUGGCUUCUGGCAGUACUGGCACUGAACUUCAUUCAAUAGCUAAAGUUACAUCUCUGCCUGGGAUUCCUCAUGGAAGUCCCAUGCAAGAAAGGCAAGGUAUUAUCAGAGCACAACAGAGAGCCGAGGCAUCUUUGCAAGAAGGCAGACCAUCUGCACUUCCGAAUAGAAAUCCUGGGUCAAGUCCAAUGUCUCACACCUCUUCAAACAUACCAUUCAAAGAACAGCAGCUGAAGCAGCUCAGAGCACAGUGCUUAGUAUUUCUUGCAUUUAGAAAUAAUUUGCAGCCCAGGAAGGUGCAUCUUGAAAUUGCCUUGGGUAGAGGGCCUCCUGCAGAAAGUGACAGUGCAGGUCAGAGGGGCAGCGAGAGCAGAUUGGCUGAUGGUUUGGGAAAGGAAAAUGGAAGCAGUCGGGAGAACUCUGGUGUUUUUUGUAGGCAAAGUGACAUCUCUAGACUUCCAUCCACAUCUGCAGGAAGUAUUGCAGAGGUCGAUUCCUUUCUGAAGGACCCAGAAAAUGCCACAAAGAAGAUCAAGGUAGCUGAACAGAAGUCGUUUAUGGAAGUAGAAAAUAUGCAGCAAGCUUCUGUUAUGCAGGGAACUAGUUCUGAAAUGCGUUCCCAAGAAAUGGCAUCUCCCAUUUCAUCUGGACCACAGCAGUCGUACUUUCAGGGAGAUACGAGAAGAAUCACUCCUGAUAUCCAAAGAACUGAUGCUGAAAAUUUGAACCGGAAUUUGAGUUGGGGAGGCCUGGGACCUACUGCUUUGGGUGGUAAUAGACAACAUCUAAAUCAGGAAACUAAAGAAUCGCUUGCACCUUCAAAGCCACACCAUAUGCCUGUUGAUGGUUACAACUCCAAUAUGCCUGGAAUAGAUCAGAUUCCAGAGACAGUCGGAGUUGGUGAUGAUGUCGAAAAUGGUAGCCAUGCAGCAGAGAUUGUGCCCGAGCAGGCUGCUGAUGGAGAAGAGGAUCUCUCGGAGCAUGAUGAUUUACCGUCAUCUCCUCCAAAGCACACAAUGACGGAAAAAUGGAUCUUGGAUUACCAGAAGAGAAUGUACAAUGAAAAACAAAAAAGGACAUUGGAGCUGCAUAAAUUACAUAGCAGAAUGUCAGUGUCCUAUGAGAAGCUAAAGGAAAGCGUUAAUUCAUCUGAAGAUUUCUCCGCAAAGACAAAGAGUGUCAUUGAAGUGAAAAAACUUCAACUUCUGCCACUUCAGCGUCGUGUACGCAGUGAAUUUUUGUUAGACUUUUUCAAGCCCAAUACAGCUGACUUGGAGCGCAUAAAAGCAGUGAAGAAACAUAGGCAUGGAAGGCGUGUGAAACAGCUUGAAAAAAUUGAACAGAAAAUGAAGGAAGAAAGGCAAAAGAGAAUCCGUGAGAGACAGAAGGAGUUCUUUGCUGAUAUAGAGGCUCAUAGAGAGAAACUUGAGGACAGCUUCAAGGUUAAGAGAGAACGCCUGAAGGGUUUCAAUCGAUACAUAAAAGAAUUUCACAAGAGGAAAGAACGAAUUCAUCGGGAGAAACUGGAUAGGAUCCAACGAGAGAAAAUCAAUCUGCUUAAGAACAAUGAUGUUGAGGGAUAUCUUAGGAUGGUCCAGGAUGCAAAAUCUGACCGAGUUAAGCAACUAUUGCGAGAGACUGAGAAAUAUCUACAGAAACUUGGGGCCAAAUUGCAGAAUGCAAAGUCCACAGAUGGACGUGCAUCUUAUGUUUCUGAUAAGAGUGACCCUGCAAACGACAUCGAAGAUGAGAGCUACCAGCCACAGCAUUAUCUGGAAAGUAACGAAAAGUACUAUCAACUGGCCCACAGUGUUAAGGAGACUGUGAAUGAUCAGCCAUCUUAUCUUCAGGGUGGAAAAUUGCGAGAGUAUCAGAUGAACGGUUUGCGUUGGCUGGUUUCAUUGUACAAUAACAAUUUGAAUGGAAUAUUAGCAGAUGAGAUGGGUCUUGGUAAAACAGUACAAGUAAUCUCCCUGUUAUGCUACCUUAUGGAAACAAAAAACGACCGAGGACCUUUUCUUGUGGUUGUACCAUCAUCUGUUCUUCCUGGAUGGGAAUCUGAGCUCAACUUCUGGGCACCUAGUAUAAAUAAAAUUGCUUAUGCUGGUCCUCCGGAAGAAAGGCGCAGAAUGUUCAAAGAGAUGAUUGUUCAUCAAAAGUUCAAUGUUCUAUUGACAACAUACGAGUACUUGAUGAACAAGCAUGAUAGGCCGAAACUAAGCAAAAUACAGUGGCAUUAUAUAAUAAUUGAUGAAGGACAUCGUAUAAAGAACGCUUCUUGUAAGCUCAAUGCUGAUUUGAAGCUUUAUCGGAGCUCUCAUCGGCUAUUGCUGACAGGAACUCCUCUGCAGAAUAAUCUCGAGGAGCUGUGGGCACUUUUAAAUUUCCUUUUGCCCAAUAUAUUUAAUUCAUCAGAGGAUUUUUCUCAGUGGUUUAACAAACCAUUUGAAAGUAAUGGUGAUAAUUCACCUGAUGAGGCCUUACUUUCAGAGGAGGAAAACUUGCUGAUCAUAAAUCGUCUUCACCAGGUUCUUCGGCCCUUUGUACUCCGAAGACUUAAGCAUAAGGUUGAAAAUGAGCUGCCAGAAAAGAUUGAAAGGCUUGUAAGAUGUGAGGCAUCUGCUUAUCAGAAACUCCUUAUGACAAGGGUGGAAGAAAAUCUUGGUGGAAUUGGAGCCGUUAAGGUUCGCUCUGUGCACAAUUCUGUCAUGGAACUGAGAAACAUAUGCAACCAUCCUUACCUGAGCCAGCUUCAUGUUGAAGAGAUUGAGGGCUAUCUACCUAAACAUUACCUGCCAUCUAUUGUGAGGCUCUGUGGAAAACUUGAGAUGUUGGACAGACUGCUACCGAAACUCAAAGCAACUGACCAUAGGGUUCUUCUUUUUUCUACAAUGACAAGAUUGCUUGAUGUAAUGGAGGAUUACCUUGUUUGGAAGAAGUAUAAGUACCUUCGGUUGGAUGGGCACACUUCUGGCCAUGAAAGAGGAGCUCUUAUUGAUAAAUUUAAUGAUCCUAAUUCUCAAGCAUUCAUUUUUCUUCUUAGUAUACGAGCUGGAGGUGUUGGUGUCAAUCUCCAAGCAGCUGAUACUGUUAUCAUAUUUGAUACCGAUUGGAAUCCUCAGGUUGACCUGCAAGCACAGGCUAGGGCCCACAGGAUUGGUCAGAAGAAGGAGGUUCUUGUUUUACGUUUAGAAACGGUCCGGACUGUUGAAGAGCAAGUCAGGGCUUCAGCAGAACACAAAUUAGGUGUUGCUAAUCAAAGUAUAACUGCUGGUUUCUUUGACAAUAACACAAGUGCUGAAGAUCGAAGGGAGUAUCUUGAAUCACUACUACGUGAGUGUAAGAAGGAAGAAGCAGCUCCAGUGUUAGACGAUGAUGCUCUGAAUGAUAUUCUUGCUCGAAGUGAAGCUGAGAUUGAUGUAUUUGAAUCUAUUGACAAGCAAAGGAGAGAAGAAGAAAUGGCUGCUUGGCAAAAGGUGGUUCAGGAUGGUUCUACUAGUGGGCUAGACCCUGAAGUAUUGCCUUCUCGUCUUGUAACUGAUGAUGAUCUCAAGCCCUUCUGCCAUGCUAUGAAGCUUUACGAGCCAUCAAAUGUGAAAAGUGUAAAGGUGAAUGUGAGGAAGAAGGGUGAACUUGGAGGCCUUGAUACACAGCAUUAUGGAAGGGGUAAACGAGCUCGUGAGGUUCGCUCUUAUGAGGACCAAUGGACCGAAGAAGAAUUUGAAAAACUUUGUCAAGCUGAUUCUCCCGAAUCACCCCAACCUGGUGGUAUGUCGAAGGAUUUAGAUAUUCCUAAAGGCAUUAAGCCUGAAAUUCUUGCGGACAGUUCAAAAGAACCAGAGCAAAUGAGGAAAGAGGAAUCCCCAACUGUUGGGGACUCCCCACCAGCGAAACGGCGGAGAGGUAGACCUAAAAGGUCGGAUAUUUUCUUGUCUCCUACAGCUCCAACUGAUGCUGUCAAACAUGAGACUGGAACCACACAGGAUGGUAGUUCUGCUACACCAGCAAGUACCAUCCAUUCUGAUGCACCAGCUACUCCGAUCCAUUCUGCUGCUUCAGAUGUUAACGUACAUUCUAUUUCAGCAGCUGAUGUUAACAAACCAGAGUUUGGUACUGAGACUAAAUCUUCCGGAUCUGUCACUGUUCUGGAAGGACCUGUAGAAAAGGAAAUUGGUUUACCAUUACAGAGUGUUCAUGAUGUAGCAGGUCCUCCAGCACCUCAUCAACCAGCUAGAGGCAGGAAAGUCCAAGCAGGAGAAACACCUCGCAGACGAGGCCGAAAACCAAAAUCUCUAACAUCAUCUGGUGUAGAUGAUGUUAGCCUUAACCCAACUGUUUCAGCUGGUAGCGGAGUAGCAGACACUAGUUGUGUUUCUUCAUAUACUCAAGUCAAUACUCCCCCAUCACAAGGGAGUGCUGUGGCAGUGGCAGGAGUCCAGAGGGAUUUGGUCGCAGUUAAACUGGAUACAACGUUACCAGAUAGCGGUAAGCAUAUUUCUCCUGUUCACGAAGGAGAUAAAGGUGCGACCAUUUCAACACCUGUGGCAAAAGAUAUAUGUGCUGGAACUGUGACAUCAGACAAUACUAUUACACUGGCACCAAAUACUCAUAAUGAAAAUGUUGGAUUGCUUCAAGUGGCACCUGCACCUACUAUGCCUGUGGUUUCAGAAGGAUUGGUGGAAAUAUCACAUGUUGUGGUGGCGGAUAAGCCUGUUGAGAAGCAAUCUGCUUCACAUCGCCGCAGAAAGAAAACAUCUGGUACUGAGGAUUCUGGGGUCAGCACUAGACAAAGAUCAGCUAUGAAGAAAUCGUAUUACACUGUUAAUAUUGAUGAAGUUGGUUCUGGUAUGACCCAAAGUGAGAAAUCGGGAAUAAUGAAGGAAAGAGAUGGCAGUUCACUUCAAAAUACUUCUAAUGAUGUACCAAAUAUUAACUUACCAUUGCAUGAGAAGUCUGGGUAUGAUUCUCAGCCAAGCACACCUGUAGCUGUCCCAAUCAAUGAAGCUACACUACCUAGUGGUUUUAAUGAUACCCAUGCUACUCAUUCUGAAAUUACACUUGCCACAUCUGCCAAUCCUCCUUUCGUUGAUAAACCGGUUGAUUUGCACCUUGAUGCACCUGUUCCUGUUGAUUCCCAAAAUCAAGGACAACUCAAGAUAGGGGAGGAUAAUGUGGCCAUGUGCUCUGAAGCCCCUGCUAGUAAGGAUGCCACUUUGGUACCUUCUGAGGUUGACAGUGCUCCUCCAAAUAAAGCACCAGGCAGGAGGAGAAAAGGGUCGGCUCGGGAACCACGGAGCAGAAGUAAUUCUGCAACAGCUACAAGUGAACGACGCGCCCGACUUACUGGAUUGAAGCAGGCGGAGGACAUAAAAAAGUUAGAGAUAUCAGCGAGGCCCACCACAACAGUUGAGCAACUGGGAGCUGACUCUUUAAGAGCUGAGGUUACCACCGCUUCUGUUUGUGAAACAGAGAAGAAUCCUGGGAGUCAUGUGUCUUCUGACAUUUCAAUUCUGGUGGGGAGUCAUGUGUCAGGCGCAUUAGUUACUGAAGAGGCAACUGCCACGAUGAUGACGCAAACUCCUGCAGUGGCUAAAUCAGAAGAAAGAAAACUUCCAGAUGAUUUACAAGGUUCUGAUUUUGAUAGUUCAGUACCACAAACCAAGCUGGUUUCAGCUGUGGAACCAGCACCUUCAAAUGAUGAACACAUGCAAGGUACAGAAGUUAAUAGUUCAGAACAGACAAAAGUGGUUUCAGCUGCUGAAUCAGCACCUGAUGAACAUGUGCAAGGUAUAGAGGUUGAUAGCUCAGAACAACCAACAAAGACAGUCGCAGUUGCAGAAUCAGCACCUUCAAAUAAUGAAGAACACGCAGCGCAUGGGGUGCAUCUUAAGACUGCUGAUGUUAAUAUGCUUACCUGUAGUGCAGCAACAGACAUAUUGCAGGAUAAACUUGAUAGCAGUGCUGCUUGCCACUCAGAUGCACCGUGUACAGAUGAAAUUGCUAGGCAGUCUGAUGCAUCACUACUAGAUGUCAAAGCUCCUCAUGAUUCCUCAGCUAAAUACACUCCUGGCUCCACCAAAGAUGAUGAUUAUGUCUUGCACAGUGAAGGCACUGAUGUUGAUGUCACUGUUUCUAAGAAAGACGAUGUGAAAAUUUAUGACACACAAGCUGAUGAUAUUUCUAGGGGUUCGCCUGCUACUUCACAAGCAACUCAGUUAGAUCAGCCUUCAGAUCUAGUUGAGAGUUUGGAGAAUAGGAAGGAACAGGUGAAAAUGGAAGAAACGUCGGGUAAGAGUUCUGGUGAAGGUCAAACUCAUAAUCAGGGCAAUGAAACUUCUCACGAUACAACAUUAUUAACUAACUCUCCUUCAGAAUACUUGAAUGAGAGUUGUUCUGCUCAAGUAGAUGGUGACACAUUUAAAAGUAAAGAAAAUAUUGUUGAAAUUCAUGCUGCCAUGAAUCUUGAUGUCCCUGAGGAAGCUCAGGAUGCUUCAUCCGCACAAUCUCAGAAAGAGGCCAGCACGACCGAUGGCGAUACAUUUGAAACUAAAAGAACUCCUGUUGAGACCCACUCUGCCAUGAAUACUGAUGGUCCUGAGGAAGCCCAGGAUGCAUCGUCUACCCAAUCUGAUAAAGAGUCCACUGAUAAAGAGUCCAGCAUGGCAGAAGUUGGUGUCUCUACCUAUAGUAGUCCCACAGUUUGCAAAGCACAUAAUGAUCUUGAGGGCCAGGUAUCUUGUGAAGAAAUCUUGGUUAGGGCUGGUGGUGACAACCAAACCCAUAGCAAUGCAAAUGAUGUUUCUAAUUAUAAAAUCGAGGACACCAUUGUUAGUCCUGUUGACACCACACGAGAAUCGAUAGAAGAAAGCGCCAUUAAUGUUUCAGAAGAUUCUGAUAUGAAUAAGCAAAGCUGCACCUUGCAUGAUCCCCCUGCAAGUACACUGGCGACAGUAUAUGAGUCUAAGAAAGUUAUUGGUGAUGCUGAAAUUGUUUGUGCUGGCAGGUUAGAAUCUUCUGGUACUGAGACUGAAACAGUGGGUAUCCAUGAGAUUUCUCUUGCUGAUCUUGAGAGAACAAAAAAAACAGGGGAUUUGGUUGAAAAAACUGGCAGUCCGUUGUGUGGUGAUGUUCUUGGUACAUCACGUUCCAUGAUAGGUGUUGUGUGUGAAAAGGCACCUACUGAAGAUCUUACUGCAGGCAGCCAUUCAGAAGCACAUAGUUCACUUGUUGCUCUAGAACCAGCUCAAGAAACUACUGUUGCAAAUACAGUAGUAUUUAUGGAUGCCUGCAACACAGAACCUGAUGGUGAUUCUACUAUCGCUGAAGGAGCAAAACAUACUGUAGAAAUGGUUCAUUCUGCGGAAGAGCAAUCUGCUGCAUCUGAACAUGCUGAGACACAGGAACAGCCAACUGUGAUUUGUGGUCCAACGCUAAAUGAAUCUCAGACUGCAGGGUUGGAAGAUGACUGCUCAUUACUAGAGCAUGGUGGUCCUAUUGCCUCAACUGAGCUUCUUGUUGUAGCAUCCAAUCCAAUCAGUGAAACUUCUGAUAUUCAAGUGGAAUCUGAGGCAACAAAAUCAGAUGGGUACUGCACAGCAGAGAACGGCAUUGCUACAUCUGAAACUAUCAUGGAAUUGGAGCCAAAUAAAGAAACUGCUGUUCCUAUGCAAGAGGAUGUUACAGUAGCUAAUGAUACUAUUGCUACAUAUAAGGCAUGCGAUGAUUCUGAGAAUCGUGCAUUUGGUGAAGCGUCAAUGGAAAUGCAACCAGAGAUCAAGGCAGCAUCUUCUAUUCAGUCUGGUGCAGAAAAUGUAAUCACACAGGCUCCUUCGCUGUCUGAUGGAACGGAACAAACCAAUAUGGCUUCAGCUUCAGAACUAGCACCUGAAAAUGAUAAAGAACAUAUGCAAGGCACUGAAGUUAAUAGUUCAGACCAACAACCAAAGAUGGUCUCACCUGCUAGUGAUGAACACGUGCAAGCUGUGGAGGCACAUAGUUCAGAACAAAAAACAGUAUCUUCACCAGGCGACGAGAUUAAUAGUUCAGAACUACAAACAAAAGUUGAUUCAAUUGCAGAGAUUGAAUCAGCGGACGUCAAGGAGACUGCCAUUGCUGAUCAUGAGGAAACAGGCGAUCAGAGUGGCAUAAGUACACAUGCUCCUCUAUUAACUGAAUCUGGAGAAAAAGGAUCACCUGGAACUGAUUUGCGUGGAUGCAACAUGCAUGAAUUGCAUCAGACAACUGGUGAUGGUGCUAUAUUAUCAUCUGGUGGAGAACAGGACCCGUUGCGAGAUAACAUGGGUAGUGGCGGUGGUGUGGAGCUACCAGCUUGUCAAAGAAAAACAGAUUUUGAGGGUGACAAGGAUCAUUCUACUGGGGUUAACGUAGAGGGCAUCCAAGGACCUUAUGAUGCCUCAGACAAGGAUCAUUCUACUGAUCCUCCUGCAACUACCCUGGUGAUGUCUGAAUCCUGUAAAGAUACCUGUGAUGCAGAAAUUGUUUGUGCUGGCAAGAUAGAAUCUUCUGGUAGCGGUGAUAUUGGGACAGUCGGUGUCCAGGAGGCUGCUGAUUUUGCUGAUCAAGGUAUUGAGGCUCAUAGUUCAGAACAAAUGAAGAAGGUUUCAGUUGCACAAGCGGCAUCUACUAUGGCUUUAGUAGGAUAUUCUUCUUCGGAAGACUCAAUGUUGGAUGAUUCUACCCGAGCAGCUGAUGGUGGCGAUUCUUUGGAUAGUAAAGGAGCUGGUGUUGAUGGCCAAGAAACUACAUCAACUCAAAUCACCCCUACUCUUCCAGAGAAUACUGACAUGGAUUGGCAAAGCUGCCCCUUGCAAUCUGGGAAUGAUUCUCCUGCAACUACUGCAGCGACGGUUGAAUCCGAUAAAGAUACCGGCGAUGCUGGAGCUGCUUGCGUUGUCAAGACAGAAUCUUCUACUGGAAUAGGGAUUGAAAUGAUGGGUAUCCAGGAAAUUUCCAUUUCUGGUCAGCAAGGAGCCGUAGGAACAGGUGAUCUGAACAAGGAAAAUGGCAGUUUGCAACGUGGUGAUGGCUGUGGUACAUCAUGUUCCACAUUAGUUGGCCAUUCAGAAGUGCCCACUUCAGUUGAACUUGUUGCUGCACAAUCAACUCAAGAAGCUACCAUUUCAGACCGAGAGGAAACUGUUGUCUAUGAAAAAGCAACUAGUGGAGAAGAGCUUACUGUAGGUAGCUGUUCAGGUGUGCCCACAUCAGUGGUAUUUGUUGGUAGUGAAUCAACUCAAGAAACUAUGUCGAACCAAGAACAAAUUAUAGAUGCUGUGGGUUCUAAGCAUGAAAGCAAGACUGAAGAUGUUAAAGCUUCUGAAGAGCAACCAAUUCUAUUUGAACUUGUUGAUUCACAUGCAAAGCCAAUUGAUAUCUGUGGUCAUAUGCAGGAGGAAUCCAUAGAAAACUUGAAAAAUGAUGGCUCAGAACCUAAAGAUGGUAGCCCUACUGCCUCGUCUGAGCGUGUUGCAGAACCCGAGCCAAUUGAUGAAACUUCUGUUAUGCAAGUGGAACUGACAACGAGUACAGGGGAUGAAUGCGCAGCAGAGGAUCACAAUGUUGUUUCAUCUGAAACUGUUAUGGAAUCGGUGCCCGUUCAAGAAAUUGUUGUUCCUAUGCAAGAUGGUAAAGAAGCUAAUGAUGCUGAUAGUGCUUGCAAAGAAUGCAAAGAUCUUGAGGGUCAUGCAUCUGGUGAUGUGUCAAUGCCAGUAGAAUCAGAAAUUGUUGCUACACAAGGGCAUGGCACAGAAGCUUAUGAUACUACUAUCAUCAGUGAAGUAUGCAAAGGUACCAAGUCUCAUGUAUCUGGUGAAGUACAAAUUCCAUUGGAGUCAUUGUCACUCAAGGUGGAGCUGCGGAACGAAACAGAUGACUUUCAAGGUAAUGAUCUUCCCACUAUAGUGGGAGCCGAGGUAUUAAACACCGAGUCCACACCUGGGGCAGCAAUUGCAAAUUCUGGUGGUGCUGACACUGAACAGAAGUUGCCACCUUCAUCUGGUGAGGCCAUGUUAGACACAUCUAGUGAGCCACCCAACGAAGAAGCUCAGGAGGCUUCAAGCUCUGACCCUUCAGGAAAUGAUGAAAUUGCAAAGAAGGAAGAUGAGGCUGCUGCUGCUGCUCAGGGAAUGCUAAACAGCGAAACUGCUCAAGGUGGUGAAAAUAUAAAACUUGGUGAAGCAGACACUGAAGUGCAAUUGCCACCUUCAUCUGUUGAGGAGGCCAUGGUUGACAUAUGUAGCGAGCCACCCAGCCAUGAGGUGAAGGAGGCUCCAACCAGUGAUCCAUCAGGGAGUAGUGAAAAUGUCGAGAUGGAAAAUGCUGCUGCUGCUGCUGCUCAGGGACUGCUGAACACUGAACCUGCUCCUGGUGGUGAAAAUGCAAAGCUUGGUGAUGCUGACACUGAAGUGCAAUUGCCACCUUCAUCUGUUGAGGAGGCCAUGGUAGACAUAUGUAGAGAGCCACCCAGCCAUGUGGUGAAGGAGGCUCCAAGCAGUGAUCCAUCAGGGAGUAAUGAAAAUGUCGAGACAGAGAAAGCUGCUGCUGCUGCUGCUGCUGCUGCUGCUCAGGUACAGCUAAACACCAAACCUGCUCCUGGUGGUGAAAAUGCGAAGCAUGGUGAAGCUGACACUGAAGUGCAAUUGCCACCUUCAUCUGUUGAGGAGACCAUGGUAGACAUAUGUAGUGAGCCACCCAGCCAUGAGGCGAAGGAGGCUCCAAGCAGUGAUCCAUCAGGGAGUAACGAAAAUGUCGAGACGGAAAAUGCUGCUGCUGCUGCACAGGUACUGCUAAACCUCGAACCUGCUCCUGGUGGUGAAAAUGCAAAGCAUGGUGAAGCUGACACUGAACAGCAAUUGCCGCCUUCCUCUGGUGAGCCGAUGGUAGAUGUAUCUCAUGAGUUACCAAGCCAAGAGGUAAAGGAGGCUCCAAGCAUCAGCCCUUUAGGAAAUGAUGAAGAUGCGAAGAUGAAAGAGGCCCCUGCUGCUCAGGGACCACUAAACAUGGAAACUGCUCGUGGUGGUGAAAAUGCAAAACUCGGUGAAGCUGGCAUGGAGCUGCAAUUGCCACCUUCAUCUGGUGAGGCAAUGGUAGAGAUAUCUAGUGAGCCACUCAGCCAUGAUGCCGGCUGUGAAUCUUCAAAACUUGCUGGAGCUGAUACGGAACUGCAAUUGCCACCAUCUGGUGAGGCUGUGGUAGAUACAUCUAGUGAGCCGCCCAGCUCCCAAGAGGUAAAUGAGGCUCCAAGCAGUGAUGCUUUGGGAAAUGAUGAAAAUUCAAAGAUGGAAAAGACCGACGCUGCUGUGCAGGGACUGCUAAACACCGAACCUGCUCUUGGUGGCGAAAAUACAGAACUCUGUGAAGCUGACACUGAAAAGCAAGCGAUACCAGUAUCUGCAGAGGUUAUGGUAGAAUCAUCUAGUGAGCUUCCCAGCCAAGAGGGAAGGGAAGCUCUGACCACUGACCUGUCGGGGGAUGAUGAAAAAGCUAAGUCGGCAAGGGCUGCAGUUGUUGCGGAACUUUUUGGAGAUGCAACAGAAGGCGGUUCAGAUCAGCCAUUACUGUCUCCUAGAGGUCAAGGCGAGGAUGCAGAUGCUGAUGGAGGUGUAUAGUAAAAUAUGCAAAUAUUGUACUAAGAACUACUAGAAUCCGUGUAAGUAAGAACUGCCAUUAGAGCUUUAGUUGUGAGUUGUAACCCGUUGAAGCUUUUACUGAAAUUAAUGCUAGUUUACGUGGUGCUGAGAUUACAGCAGCAGUGGCGCACGACAGUUCAUUGUUUUCAAACGUGUGAAUGUUCCCUGAACUGAUGUGUGUCGCUUGAUCCACCUUACAUCGCAUUGUGGUGUUAAGACACGGUUCAUUU
Messenger RNA from Panicum hallii, 13429 nucleotides. RefSeq names its product chromatin structure-remodeling complex protein SYD-like. NCBI's taxonomy places the organism in Eukaryota, Viridiplantae, Streptophyta, Magnoliopsida, Poales, Poaceae. Gene Ontology annotation, molecular function: DNA binding; ATP binding; histone binding. The record is from RefSeq and is a predicted model, not a curated record. Gene Ontology annotation, biological process: positive regulation of transcription by RNA polymerase II. Gene Ontology annotation, cellular component: nucleus.